This is a messenger RNA of Nymphaea colorata (pocket water lily), 1422 nucleotides long. RefSeq names its product calcium uniporter protein 2, mitochondrial-like. The coding region runs from base 69 to 1091 and encodes 340 amino acids. Gene Ontology annotation, cellular component: uniplex complex; mitochondrial inner membrane. Gene Ontology annotation, biological process: calcium import into the mitochondrion; mitochondrial calcium ion homeostasis. The transcript has 2 exons. The record is from RefSeq and is a predicted model, not a curated record. Gene Ontology annotation, molecular function: uniporter activity; calcium channel activity. Lineage: Eukaryota; Viridiplantae; Streptophyta; Magnoliopsida; Nymphaeales; Nymphaeaceae.
CAAAUCGAAUUCGCCCUCCACCUCAGGAGCAUUUCCAAAAACCCUCUCUCUCUCUUUCUCUCUUCAGGAUGGCGACUGCUCGGAGAGUGCUCCGCCACCUUCUGGACGGAGCCAACCGAGCAGCGGCCCCCCGCCUCCAUCCCCGUUUCGGCAUUCCGGCGACGUGCUCGUCUGACAUCGCCGGCGGUUGUUCUGGGAAUAGGUCGGCAGGCUCGACGAAUUCCGCCGGUAAAAUCAAUUGCCGGCGGUUUUGCCAGUCUGCCACCUUGCCGGAAACUUUCCUCUUCGGCGACCGGUUGAUCCCUAAUUUCGGGGUUCUCUCGAUCAAGAACCGGCUCCAUUUCGAGGGCCUGGCACCGCCAUUGCCGCGUGUCACCGUCGAGGACGCAAGGAAGCUGCUGCAGGUGGCGCAGAUGGAAGCCCUGAAGUCGAGGGUGAGGAGCAUGCCGGAGGACCGGAUCUCGUACGACGAGUUCCUUCGCCUGUGCGAGGAAUGCGUCGGGGGAUCGAAUCUGGAGCGCGCCAGGGACCUCGCCAAGGCCAUGGAUAACUCAGGGUCCGUCAUCGUUCUGGGCGAAACCGUGUUUCUUCGCCCGGAUCAGGUGGCAAGGGUGCUGGAAGAGGCGGUGAUGGCCGGAGAGCCGUACAGAGCGGAGGACCCACGGCGGAAGGAGCUGGAGGAACUGGAGAGGGAGAAGGCGGAGAUCGACGAGAGGGCGGUGGCGGGUGUGAGGCGGGAACUGUGGUGCGGGCUGGCAUACCUGGCGGUGCAGACGGCCGCCUUCGUGAGGCUGACCUUCUGGGAGCUCUCCUGGGACGUCAUGGAGCCCAUCUGUUUCUACGUCACCUCCUUCUACUUCAUGGCGGGCUAUACCUUCUUCCUCCGCACCUCUAGGGACCCGUCCUUCGAGGGCUUCUUCGCCAGCAGGUUCGAGGCCAAGCAGCGCCGCCUCAUGCGGCGGCGAAACUUCGACGUCGCCCGCUUCCACCACCUCCGCCGCGCCCUCCGCUCCCCAACCUCUUCCCACCAUGCGCCCCACUUCCACGACUCCCAACCCCAUUCCCUCCUUGACGGCCCCAUCCGCCAUUGAUUUAAAUAUGGGGAAGCCUUCCAUUUCUUCGUCGUGCCUGUGUAGCUAUAUAUCCUGGCUUCUAAGGCUUCUUUUUGUCUCAAGAGGGGAGGUGAUUUUUGUCAGUGUGGAGGAUGGAGAAGACUCUGUUUUGCUAUGGCGGUGGCGUGAUCUUUAUUAAGUAAACGGUUUAAAUAGUAGAUGGUUGUGUAUAAUCGAAUGAGAAAUGAUGGAGAACCUCACCAAUAUCUUCAUCUCGUCUAUUGCCUGUAAUUAAGUUGCUUCUGUGAAGACCUGAGGUUUUUUACUGCAAGUUCUGGAGUUGGAAAUUGUUUAAACAGUUUAAUUAGUA